AGCGCAGCUUACACGGGGGCAGAGCAUCAUUUAUCGUUUGGCAAUUGUGUGCUGCUCAUUUACGGCUGGCAUCAACGUGGCCCGACCCCCGCCUCUGCUCUCCCGCUCGCUGUGUGAUCGUCUUGUCACUAUCGACCAACCCAACUCGUCUUAAUUGCACCUGUGUCGCCGGUUGUUAAUUGUUGUCCAAAAUAAUCAUUGAACGUGCGUGAAUUUUCGGACUUUUGAUAAAAUUCCAAAAGACUGUGUUACUGCUUCUGUGUUCGUUUCUGUGAGUACCGUAAUGUGCACAGGCCCUUUUUUGUAAUGGAGAACAACAAUACUUGUGAAGUAAGAGCAGAGGAAGGCGGCAACGAUAAAACAGCCAAGGAGAUGGCAAAAGCUCAGACUGAGCAAAAGAAACUGGAUGAAAGUGGGGAAGUGGUAGCGUAUCCCAAGUCGGUGGGCUUCAUCAUUAGCAAUGAGUUCUGCGAACGCUUCAACUACUAUGGCAUGCGCACCAUUUUGGUGCUGUACCUCACCAACAAGCUGGGCUACAACGAGGAGACCUCGACGGUGCUCUUCCACGUCUUCACCAUGCUGGUGUACAUCUUCCCACUGAUCGGAGCCCUCAUCGCCGACGGCUGGUUGGGCAAGUACAAGACGAUACUGUAUCUUUCGAUGGUGUACAGUGUUGGCGCCUUGAUAGUGUCCUUUGGCGCCAUUCCGCUAAGCGCCAUGCCAACCAAAGCUGUGACCAUUCUGGGCCUCAUACUGAUCGCCGUGGGAACGGGCGGUAUAAAGCCCUGCGUGUCGGCCUUUGGCGGCGAUCAGUUCGUGUUGCCUCAGCAGACCAUGCAGUUGGCCAAGUUCUUUUCGCUGUUCUACUUUGCGAUCAACGCAGGCUCCAUGAUCUCGACAACGGUGACGCCAAUUCUGCGAGCGGAUGUCCACUGCUUCGGAGAGGACGACUGCUUCUCGCUGGCCUUCGGGAUUCCUGCUAUUCUUAUGAUCGUCUCGGUGGUGAUCUUUGUGGCUGGGAAGAAGCGCUACCAAAUUAAUGAGCCCACGGGAAAUAUGAUCUUCGGCGUCUCGCAGUGCUUAAUAGAUGCAUUCAAGGGUUGGCGCAAGUUCCGCAAGACCGAUCCGAUGCCCAGCUUCCUCGACUACGCCCGACACUCGGUGGGAGCCAAGAUGGUGCACGAGACCAAGAGCCUGGCCAGGAUCCUCAUCCUUUACCUCCCAUUCCCCAUAUUCUGGGCCCUGUUCGACCAGCAGGGAUCCCGCUGGACCUUCCAGGCCACGCGCAUGGAUGGCCUUGUACUGGGCUUCCAGAUCAAGCCCGAUCAGAUGCAAGUGGUCAAUCCCCUGCUCAUCCUGGCCUUCAUCCCACUGUUUGACUACAUUAUCUAUCCCCUGCUGGCCAAGGUCGGCCUGCGGCGGCCACUCCAGAAGCUCACUGUCGGCCUGCUGCUGGCCGCCCUGGGCUUCUUUAUGUCCGCUGCCCUUGAAAUGAAGAUGGAACAGGCCGCCAGUGGCGCAUUGCCCAACAGUCCCCAAAAUGCCCAUUUGCGACUGUACAAUGGGAUGCCCUGUCGCUACGAGUUCAUCAGCAACCUGAGCCCCAGGACAUCAGCACAAGACCCAUCCUCCCGAAGCAUCGAUCCCUUGCAUAUGUGGUCCGAUCUUUCGCUGGUCGUAAAGGAGCCGACACAAUACACCUUCACGGCCCAUGAUCCGGCGGGCAAAUGCGCCAAGAUUCAAGGCCAGCUACAUCUGCGCCCGGGCAAGGCUACCAGCUACUUCCUGGGCGACAAUGGGCUACAAGAAUUUGAUGACGGUCUGAACAGUGUUCCCAACAUCAACAGUCCACCACUGCUCCGGGCCCUCAUCAACACGCCAAGGAACGAGGGACCCAUCAUGCUCAAAGGAUCGGGCGACUGGCUGCAACCGCUCUCUAUGGAAAACCGCAGUCUCUCCGAGCUGCAUAAAGUUGGCUUUGGCGAACUGAAUAUCAAUGGGAAGCGGGCCGCCAGCUUUCAGCCCAAGAACGGGGGACUCUACAGCCUGUUGGUGAACGGCGAUGCAGAGCUUGGCUAUGCUUCCAACUUGCUGGAGGUGGUGCCGCCGCCGGCUGCGGUAUCCAUACUGUGGCAGCUGCCGCAGAUUGUAGCCAUGACGGCGGCGGAGAUAAUGUUCUCGGUGACGGGGCUGGAGUUCUCAUUCACCCAAGCGCCGCAGAGUAUGAAGAGCGUGCUGCAGGCCUGCUGGCUCCUGUCGGUGGCUAUUGGCAACAUGAUCGUGGUGCUAAUCGCGGAGUUCAAGCUCGCCAGCUCGCAGUCGGGCGAGUUUAGCCUCUUCGCCUGCCUCAUGCUGGUGGACAUGGUGUUAUUCCUUUGGCUGGCCCGCAACUAUCAGUACAAGGACCAAACGCAGGAAAGCGAGAUCCCAGACGAUGUCAAGUCUGUAGGCAAGCCCCAAACGUCUGAGAUCACGUCGCAGUCCAAGGAUAAGUCCAAUCUGCGACAAGAGGGUGGGAUGUAUUCUGAGCCGGGAUAUGGGUCCUAUCGCAACAAUGCCUACGAGAAUGAUUUCUCGGAAGCCUGAACACCUCAUCAGCCUGAUACUUAAUCAAUGCUAUUCUCAGCGAAUCCUCAAUCGAAUUUAGUCUUAGUUGUUCUCGUAUUUAUUUUACUUUUUGUAUUGUAUUUAUAGUCUUCUGUAGCUAUGUACGCUUUUAUUCUGAACUUUUA
Messenger RNA from Drosophila pseudoobscura, 2732 nucleotides. RefSeq names its product yin (gene yin). Gene Ontology annotation, cellular component: plasma membrane. Gene Ontology annotation, molecular function: dipeptide transmembrane transporter activity. Gene Ontology annotation, biological process: dipeptide import across plasma membrane. The record is from RefSeq and is a predicted model, not a curated record. The transcript has 5 exons. Bases 307 to 2586 code for a protein of 759 amino acids. NCBI's taxonomy places the organism in Eukaryota, Metazoa, Arthropoda, Insecta, Diptera, Drosophilidae.